AUGCCUUCGCUCAUUGUGGUCGGAGCGGGUAUCAUCAUAUGUGCUGGUAUUCUCAUUCACCACUUUUUCGGCAGUAAAGCAAGGAUUCCUCAAGAUGCGAAGCUACCUCCAGGUCCUCCUGGGUUGCCCGUUCUAGGGACCCUUUUGGAUAUUCCCCCCCAGCACUCGUGGCUGAAGUUCAAAUCUUGGGCCGACCAGUAUGGCCCGAUCUUCCGACUCGACGUCUUUGGCCGAAACAUUGUGGUGGUAUCGAGUGAGAAAAUCGCCAAUGACCUCCUCCGGGAGCGAGGCAAUCUUUAUUCAUCUCGUGAACAGUUGCCCAUGGCGGCCCAGCUGAUGUCGCGCAAUCUGAGGCCGCUGUUUCUUCCUUACGGAGAACUGUGGCGACGAGGACGUAAAGUAAUGCACUCGAUGACCAUGCACGCAGCUGCGACCUCGUACCGGCCGGUACAGGUUCACGAAUCUGAGAGAUUGUUGUACGACUUGCUGAAAGCCCCCGACAAAUAUGAGUCAGCUUUUGAACGAUAUGCGGGUGCAGUGGUCAUGCGUCUCGGAUAUGGCAAAACCAUCGAGACCGGCGAUGAACCCUAUGUCAGGGACGCACUCCGUGUCGUCCGCAAUGUCGAACGAGUUGCCUCACCGGGCUCGUAUCUUGUCGACACGUUCCCUGUCUUAAUGUGCCUGCCCACCUGGCUAGCUCCCUUCAAGCGAGAGGCCGCUCGACUACAUCAAUUCGAGAUGGCGUUGUUCCGACAGCUGCUGUUGGAAGUCCGGGAGAGGAUGAAUGUGAAGAAGGCCCCGGAUUGUUUCAUGAGGACAUUCCUGGAGAGGCAGGCCGAAUUUGGUCUUUCCGACGACGAGGGAGCCUAUGUUGUUGGAACACUCUUCGAGGCGGGGACUGGCACGACGGCCGCCGCCAUGAUGUCUUUCGUUCUAGCCAUGUGCCUUUCCCCCAAAUGGCAGAAGAAGAUCCAGCAAGAGCUUGACCGAGUAGUGGGAGAUGCCCGCAUGCCGGACUUUGACGACAUGCCUGCUUUGCCUACAGUCCGAGCCGUGGCUAAAGAAGUGCUACGCUGGCGUCCAGUAACCGCGGGAGGUGUGCCUCACGAACUGGUCAAGGACGAUGUAUACGAGGGCCACUUUUUCCCUGCAGGCACCAACGUUCACGCGAAUCAAUGGGCGAUUCAUCGUGACCCAGAGCUCUAUCCGGAUCCAGAAACCUUCAAUCCCGAAAGGUGGUUGUCCCCUCAGUAUCCGACCUACCGCGCCCCGUUGUCCAAGUUUCCCAACCUGCAGAACUUUUCGGCAUUUGGCUUUGGUCGACGUAUCUGCCCGGGCAUGAACAUCGCCGAAAACUCGUUGCACUUGUUGGUUGCAAGGAUGGCAUGGGGCGUGCACGUGUCGAAAAGACCCGGCAUAGAAAUUCCGCUGUAUGACUACACUGCGGGAUUCAAUGUCCAGCCGAAGCCGUUCGUCUUUGAUCUGCGAGCUCGAAACGAGUUGCGGAAGGCGCUGAUCGAGCAGACCUGGGAGAAUAACAAACCCCCCGGACCCUGA
Messenger RNA from Capronia epimyces CBS 606.96, 1557 nucleotides. RefSeq lists its product as uncharacterized. The record is from RefSeq and is a predicted model, not a curated record. The transcript has 4 exons. NCBI's taxonomy places the organism in Eukaryota, Fungi, Ascomycota, Eurotiomycetes, Chaetothyriales, Herpotrichiellaceae. Gene Ontology annotation, molecular function: iron ion binding; monooxygenase activity; oxidoreductase activity, acting on paired donors, with incorporation or reduction of molecular oxygen. Bases 1 to 1557 code for a protein of 518 amino acids.